This is a messenger RNA of Sphaerodactylus townsendi, 1784 nucleotides long. RefSeq names its product endoplasmic reticulum protein 27 (gene ERP27). Bases 532 to 1281 code for a protein of 249 amino acids. NCBI's taxonomy places the organism in Eukaryota, Metazoa, Chordata, Lepidosauria, Squamata, Sphaerodactylidae. Gene Ontology annotation, biological process: protein folding; response to endoplasmic reticulum stress. The record is from RefSeq and is a predicted model, not a curated record. The transcript is spliced from 6 exons. Gene Ontology annotation, cellular component: endoplasmic reticulum.
AUAAUAUAUAUAUACACACACACACACAUACAUACACACACACACAUAUAUAUAUACACACACACAUAUAUAGAAUUAUAUGCUGUCUUUCUGUCUAUUCAGGGUCACAACAGUUGAGUGGCCUGUAUAGCUGCUAGCCUCCCUUAGCAACAACUGCUGAGAAUCUUAUUUGUGUAGUUCAUGCCUAUCUUCCAUUCCAUGUGGAAGUCCAAAGAGAUUAACAAAAAAUCUCAAAGAAGAAUAAAAUGCAAUUGCCUAAAAUAAGCAAUGUUCAUUACAGCAUUUGGUUGAAGCCCAACCGGCCCUGUCAAACUAUCUCUUAAAAGCCAGUUGGAAUGAUAGACAGUUAUUUCAAUUCCACUCUCACUUUAAAGCUGAAAAAGGUUUAUUUAGACCCGCAAAGGGAUCUUUGGGAAGAAUCACUUGGACUAAGGAAGGUGGCAUUUCCAGAUAGAUGCUGGUGUGAACACUCAGGAAAAGUGGGCCCGGGCUGUAUGGAUCUGUAUAGAUUUUUGACUCUGAGAAGAUACUAUGGCUGCCUUCCAUUCUGUAGGCACUGCUGAAGAUGUGAAGGAACCAAUCCUUUUGGAAGAUGUGGGAACCACAGAUGCAUUCAUCAAGGCAGCUGAAGUGGUUGUUAUUGGAUUCUUCCAGGAUUUAGAGCUACCAGAAGCUUCUGAAUUUCUCACUAUGGUACAAAAAGUGCAAGAUGUACCACUUGGAUUCUGUGCCAGCUCCAAUGUCCUUUCUCAUUAUAAUGUCACUGUGAGCACGGUUUCCCUGUUCCGUGUGGUAGACGACAAAAGGCAAGAUUUGGAAAUCAGAGACAGCAAAGAAAUUGACGCCACCAAGAUGGAACGCUUUGUUCGAAUCAAUGAACUCCGCUGGGUGACCGAGUACAACCCUCUGACUGCAGUAGGCCUCUUCAAUAGCAUGGUUCAAACCCACCUUCUCUUGUUCACUGACAAAUCAUCCUCCAAUCAUACAGAGAGGAUGCACAAGUACCGUGAAGCAGCCCAGCUCUUUCAAGGAAAGAUUCUUUUUAUCUUGGUGGACAGCCAUGCAAAGGGCAACGAUCGAGUUAUGUCUUAUUUCCACCUGAAGAAGUCCCAGCUGCCUGCAGUGGCACUAUACCACACUCCGGAUGAAGAGCAGGAUAAGCUGUCCCUGGGUGAAGUCUCGGUGGAGGCUGUGAAGGAUUUCUGUAAUAGUUUCUUAAAAAGGAAGGAGGUGAAAGGUAGUCUUGAGCAAGAAGAUAAGGUCAUCAAACAGGAGCUCUGACUCUAUUCCAGUUCCACAACAAUACUGAUCCAUGACAGUUACUGUUGUUUGAUGGAAAACAAUCCAACUGAACAGAGUGGAGAUACUGGAACAGAAACAUGUCAUACAGCUGAGUUUGACAAUUCUGUGACCAUUUUCCUUACUCACAUAAGACCUCAUUUCCACUUAAACCAGCUCCAUUGGUUCUUAUGUUAAUCAGUAAAUAGGGCUUCACUAUGGGUUUUAAGCUUGUUGGAAGCGCAGUCUUAUUGGGUAGUCUGCAGUGAAACUUGAAGUGUUGUGUUUUGUGCUACUGGACAUGUUUAAGAAAUUCUGUCUUCAAUGAAUUGGUUACUUAACAGAUUUAGACAAAAGAGUGUAACUCUAAUUAAAAUGGCACUGGUAGUAAUUACAUUUAUGUUGCAUUAUUAUAGGGUAAACAAGCACCCCAUUAAAGUUAUACUAAGUACUUCCAGCAAUUAGUGUGGACAUAAUGUAUCUUAUGGAUUUUCUCAUUCUUGUUA